GAAGGCCGAAGCGUCGCAGCAAGCUAUCCAACGACAACAACUAAUGAGCAUGCAUAAAUUUGACUUCGUAUAUAUUCCCAAGAAAUUAGUUUUUUAACACAGAAAACGCAAAGCCAAACUUAACCUAACCCCCGUUAUCGUUCUGCGCUUGUGGUUACCCAACAAAGCCAGCCUCUGAUUUCUCAGAACCCUAGAUUUCUCUCUCUUUCUCUCUCUCCAUGGCACCUAAGCGACCGUCUCCUCUUGAUGAGCCCCCGGCUGCUUCUUCAUCAGAAGAGGAGGAUGCUUCAUCAGGAGAGGAGGAGGAAGAAGAAGAAGCUUCCGGAUCUGAGUCCGGAUCCGAAGAAGAAGAAGAAGAAACCGAAGACCCAAAAACCUCAGUUUUACCCUCUAAUCAUGCCGCUGAUAAGAAAGCCCCUUCCAAAAAGGCUGACCCUGCUGCUGCCAAUUCAAAGCCACACUCCUCGUCCACCGGAUCCGAAUCCGAAACAGAGUCCGGUUCGGACACUGAACCGGAAAAUACCCGACGGCCCACCGGGGCAGCCGAUCCUAAUGUCAAACCCAUCGCUUCGAAACCCAUGGAAGAGACAUCCACUGCUAAGAAGCCUAGAUCGAAGUCCAACGCAACGCCGGCGGCGAGGUUACCGGCGAAGCGGCCAAGCGGCGAGAGUGAGGCCAAAGAGUCGAAGCGCGCUAAGAAGAAGGGUCAGGAACCCGAGGACGAGGACGAGCCUGGCACAGCCUCAGUGGCUGAGGAAGAACAGAAAAAACCUGGAGAUGAGAAGAAGCUGUUCCAGAGGCUAUGGAGCGAGGACGAUGAGAUUGUGAUAUUGAGGGGUAUGAUUGACUACACUGCUAAGAAAGGGGCAGACCCAUCUGCGGACAUGAAUGCCUUUCACGAUUUUAUCAAGAAAUCGCUUCAGAUUAAUGUCACCAAGGCUCAGUUGGCGGAUAAAGUUCGAAGAUUGAAGAAGAAGUAUGAGAACAAUGCUGGUAAGGGUAAGAAGUAUAACCCCACCAAGCCUCACGAGCUGAAGGCAUUCGAAUUGUCGAAAAAGAUAUGGGGUGGUGAAGGACCUAGUGGGGGAGGAGGGGAUGAGCCCAAGUCUAAUGGCAAGGUCAGGAGUAACCAGAAAAGUAAUAGGUCCUUGGCUCUGCUGAAAGCAGAAUUGCUUUCUACACCCGAACCUCCCAAAGAGGCUGAGAAGAUGGAGAUCGAUGGGAAUCCCGGCGUGUCAGAAAGCUUGAAUGAGGUAGUUGAGUUUGGUAAGAGUUUGGCAGUAGUGGGUUUGCCAGAGCAUGUUGUGAAGAAGGGCCUCGAUUUAAUUUCUGGAUCAAAGAAAGCAGAGUUGGAGGAGAAGUGGAAGAAGCUGCAUGUUGCCGAGUUGGAGCUUUAUGCUAAGCGGACUCAGUUGAUCAGUGAGCAAGCCAAGUUGAUUCUGGAUGCAUAUAAGAGGUCAUCAGACCAUUAAGUACAAAAGUUAUUAUGGAUUUUGGGUUUAAGAGGGUUUUUUUUGGUUUCUUUCAUGGUAGGGUUUACUUAUUAUGCAGUUUGUAGUAUUUACCUGCUUUAUUUACUAUUUAGUUUUUUUUUUUUCUUUUUUCAUGCACAGAGUAAUUUGCCUUUGUUGCUUAAACCUCUAUCGUCCUUCUCUUUGUUUAUGUUGUUAAUUAGUAUUAUUUUCAAUCUUA
Ziziphus jujuba (common jujube) is the source of this 1692-nucleotide messenger RNA. Its product is annotated as probable transcription factor At1g61730. Gene Ontology annotation, biological process: regulation of DNA-templated transcription. The record is from RefSeq and is a predicted model, not a curated record. Gene Ontology annotation, cellular component: nucleus. The transcript has a single exon. Bases 219 to 1472 code for a protein of 417 amino acids. Lineage: Eukaryota; Viridiplantae; Streptophyta; Magnoliopsida; Rosales; Rhamnaceae.